Messenger RNA from Pararge aegeria (speckled wood butterfly), 363 nucleotides. RefSeq names its product larval cuticle protein 1-like. The transcript has 3 exons. NCBI's taxonomy places the organism in Eukaryota, Metazoa, Arthropoda, Insecta, Lepidoptera, Nymphalidae. The coding region runs from base 25 to 363 and encodes 112 amino acids. Gene Ontology annotation, cellular component: chitin-based extracellular matrix. The record is from RefSeq and is a predicted model, not a curated record. Gene Ontology annotation, molecular function: structural constituent of chitin-based larval cuticle.
CGAAAUUAAUCCUCCUAACCAACCAUGAAAGUGAUCAUUGUCGCCCUCGCAUUUGUGGCUGUCGCUGCUGCCGCUGCCGUAGAUUACGUGCAACCACAGGUUAUUCGAUCCGAAUCCGACCAGUCACCUGACGGAAGUUACAGUUAUAGCUUUGAAAGUGAUGAUGGUACUAAGCGCCAAGAAACCGCCGAGGUCAAACAGGCUCUUGAUGAGGAAGGCAAGCCCCAAAACGUACUUUUUGUCAGAGGCUUUUACUCUUACAUAGACAAUGAAGGCAAUGUUCAAGAAAUAAGAUACGUCGCCGAUGACCAAGGUUUCCACCCCGAAGGUCCUUCUAUCCCAAAACCCGUGUCCAGGAGAUAA